CAGCCAUGGAUGCCAUCAAGAAGAAGAUGCAGAUGCUCAAGCUGGACAAGGAGAACGCCUUGGACAGAGCCGAGCAGGCUGAGUCAGACAAGAAAGGGGCAGAGGACAGAAGCAAACAGUUGGAGGAUGACCUGGUGACGCUGCAGAAGAAGCUGAAAUCAACUGAGGACGAGUUGGAUAAGUACUCCGAGGCUCUGAAGGAUGCCCAGGAGAAACUGGAGCUUGCUGAGAAGAAAGCCACAGAUGCCGAGGGUGACGUAGCCUCCCUGAACAGACGUAUCCAGCUGGUUGAGGAGGAGCUGGACCGGGCUCAGGAGCGUCUGGCCACGGCUCUGUCCAAGCUGGAGGAGGCUGAGAAGGCUGCUGAUGAGAGCGAGAGAGGCAUGAAAGUCAUCGAGAACAGAGCGAUGAAGGACGAGGAGAAGAUGGAGCUACAGGAGAUCCAGCUGAAAGAGGCCAAACACAUCGCCGAGGAGGCCGACCGCAAAUAUGAGGAGGUGGCCCGUAAGCUGGUGAUCAUCGAGAGCGACCUGGAGCGUACAGAGGAGCGUGCCGAGCUGUCUGAGAGCAAAUGUUCUGAGCUUGAGGAGGAGCUGAAAACCGUACAGAACAACCUGAAGUCUCUGGAGGCUCAGGCAGAAAAGUACUCACAGAAGGAGGACAAGUACGAGGAGGAGAUCAAGGUUCUUACAGACAAGCUGAAAGAGGCUGAGACUCGCGCUGAAUUUGCAGAGAGAUCCGUCGCCAAGCUUGAGAAGACGAUUGACGACCUGGAGGAUGAGCUGUAUGCCCAGAAACUGAAGUACAAGGCCAUCAGCGAGGAGCUGGACCACGCCCUCAACGACAUGACUUCCAUCUAAAUGUUUUUACUCAGCCCCGCCCCCCCAGAAGCUGGUUGAGCCUCUUCUUUCUCAUCACCACCAUCCUUUCUGUCCUGCGCAGCUCUGCCCAACUUCCUGUACAUGUUUUUGUCUCAGUGUUUUACUGCCGAGCUGCUCGCUGCACACCGGGCUGUCGCUGCCACCGUCCACUGUUCCAUCUCUCCCACAGACUUCUGAGCCAUAUCUGCUUUCUGUAAAAUAAACACUCUUCCACUGAAGUCUGCCCUCCACCCCUCA
Messenger RNA from Austrofundulus limnaeus, 1118 nucleotides. Its product is annotated as tropomyosin alpha-1 chain. NCBI's taxonomy places the organism in Eukaryota, Metazoa, Chordata, Actinopteri, Cyprinodontiformes, Rivulidae. The record is from RefSeq and is a predicted model, not a curated record.